Molecule: messenger RNA, 2010 nt
Organism: Melopsittacus undulatus (budgerigar)
Lineage: Eukaryota; Metazoa; Chordata; Aves; Psittaciformes; Psittaculidae
Gene: GRIPAP1
Product: GRIP1 associated protein 1
Exons: 22
Coding region: 68-1834 (588 amino acids)
Biological process (GO): regulation of modification of synaptic structure; regulation of neurotransmitter receptor transport, endosome to postsynaptic membrane; neurotransmitter receptor transport, endosome to postsynaptic membrane
Cellular component (GO): glutamatergic synapse; extrinsic component of postsynaptic early endosome membrane; postsynaptic recycling endosome
Source: RefSeq, a predicted model, not a curated record
CUCUAUGACGUCGUCAUGACGCCGGAAGGGGAGGGGCCGGCCCUGACGGCGCCGCCCACGCGCCAAGAUGGCGCAGGCGCUGUCGGCCGAGGAGUUCCAGAGGAUGCAGGAGCAGCUGCUGCAGCUCCGCACUGAGAACUACCGUCUGUCGGACGAGCUGCGCAAGAACGGAGCCGAGCUGUCGGCGCUGCGGCAGCGGGUGCAGGCGCUGGACCGGGACCUGGCCAAGGCCAACAAGGCCCUCAGUAAGAGCAAGAAGGCGCAGGAGGUGGAGGCCCUGCUGGGGGAGACGCGGAUGCUGCAGGGGAAGCUGCAGAGCCAGGAGGAUGACUUCCGGCUGCAGAACAGCACCUUGCUGCGGGAGCUGGCCAAGCUUUGUGCACAGAUCGAGGGCCUGGAGCAGGAGAACCGGCGGCUACAGGAGGGGGGAGCCCCCGGACCCCCCCCAGACCCUACCCAGGAUGGGGCCGCUGGUGACAGUGGAGCUGCUUUGGCCCAUACCGAUGCCCCCCUGAACCCCCCCAAGGAGCCAGCACCAGCGGAAGAGGGGACUGGGACUGAUGCUCUCCCCCCAGAACCCCAGGCAGAGGUGGCCCAGCUGCAGGCAGAGGUGGCCGAGCUGAUGGAGAAGCUGCGGAAGCAGGAGAACAGUUCACUCCAGUUGGAAGCAGAGAAGGAGACGCUGCUCAGGGACCAGCAGCUGGAGCUGAAGAAGCUUCAGGCUCAGAAGGAUGAGGAAUUCCGGGAGCUGCAGACCCGGAUCCAGCGCCUGCAGCAGGAGCUGGAGGCUGCAACCAAGGAGGAGGUGGGGCUGCGGGAGCAGAGCGGAGCCCUGGCCCAGGACCUGCAGGAGGCUCAGGCACAGCGCGAUGCCCUCGACAGCCAACUGCAGGCCUGUGCAGAGGAGCGGGAGAGGCUGCGGCAGCGACUGAGUGAGGCUGAGGCUGCCUGGGGGGAGAGUGAGCGGCGCCGGCAGCAGACACAGGAGCAGCUGGAGCGGCGCGAGCAGGAGCAGGCGGCGGCCGAGCAGCAGCGGCUGGAGCUGGAGGGCCGUGUAGGGGAGCUGCGGGUGGCACUGGGGGAUGCCGAGCGGCACCGGGAGCUGCAGGAGGCCGAGGGCCAAGCUCUGCGCCAGGAGCUGAAGGACGUGCGGGACGGGCAGCGCAUCCUGGAGAAGAAGGGCAGUGCUGCGCUGAAGGACCUGAAGCGGCAGCUGCAGCUGGAGCGGCGCCGGGCUGACCGCCUGCAGGAGCGGCUGCAGGAGCUCCUGGCACCCACCCGUGCCCGCUCCGGGCUGGAGGAGCUGGGGCUCGAGGGGGGGUCCCCAGGACGGGGCCCGGGGGGGGACAGCAGCAGCCUGAGCUCCCUGGGCCGCGAUGGCUCCGCCCCCGGCAGCAUGAAGUCUGGCUCCGGCAGCCCCGGGGGGGGCAGCGGUGCAGGGGGGGUUCCCUGUGGGGGGGGCCUGUCCCCUGCAGAGGUGGCAGAGCUGUUCCAGCGCCUGGCCCAGAGCCAGCAGGAGCGGUGGCUGCUGGAGGAGAAGGUCCGUCACCUGGAGGUGAGCAGCGCCUCCAUGGCAGAGGAUCUGUGCCGCAAAAGCGCCAUCAUCCAGAGCUUCGUGCGUGACAGCCGCCUGGAGGCUGCAGGACCCUCGGGGCUGUCCCGCCGGGGGCCGGGGCCGGGGGAGGAGGAGCUGAGGGAGAUGAACAAGAAGCUCCAGAACCUGCUGGAGGAGCAGCUCACCAAGAACCUGCACCUGGGCCAGGACCUGGAGGCGCUGUCGCAGGAGCUCGCCCGGCUCAGGAAGGAGCGGGCGGCCCCCCCCGGCCCCCCGUGAGCCUCUCUGCAGGCUCCGCCCACAGCCACGCCCCCCGGUGGGCGGGGCGAGGUCACUUUCCCGGGAGAAAGCCCCUUUAAGAGGUGGGGCCCAUCGGUGGCGUUGCCGUUUUAAGGGGGCGGGGCCCGCAUGCGUCCCGCCCCUGCCCCCCCCCAAUAAACUCGCUUGAGCCGCUG